This is a messenger RNA of Engraulis encrasicolus (European anchovy), 4051 nucleotides long. RefSeq names its product WD repeat domain 24 (gene wdr24). Gene Ontology annotation, biological process: positive regulation of TORC1 signaling; positive regulation of macroautophagy; cellular response to amino acid starvation. Gene Ontology annotation, molecular function: protein binding. The record is from RefSeq and is a predicted model, not a curated record. The transcript has 17 exons. The coding region runs from base 745 to 3222 and encodes 825 amino acids. Lineage: Eukaryota; Metazoa; Chordata; Actinopteri; Clupeiformes; Engraulidae. Gene Ontology annotation, cellular component: GATOR2 complex; vacuolar membrane; cytosol.
CAUUGCUUGCUUGCUUGAGAAGGUUAGUUUACCCAAGUGUGCCAAGAUACACUCGAAGCAGUUUUCAAGCGUUUUCGCACGCUUUGGGUCUUACUAAUUAACGCCAGUGUAAUAAAACUCUUGGGUUGACGGAUAAUAAGUGCACUGGCUAUACGGGCUAACUACCCAGCCAAUUUGUUUAUGUUUCACUUUCAGACACCCGUAUGCUAACGCCAGUUGGCUAAUUUACUGCUAGCUAAUGUAAAAAGUGCAGAAAGUUUUACACGAGACUCGUGCACAACACCUGCUACACUGUCCAUCGCAUGCUAUAAGAAAAUUGUAUCCGUGUAAGUGUUGCACCUGUUCAAGAAAAUAAAGCCAGCGUUGUGCAUAUUGCAUGAAAGGAUAACACAUGGGGAGCUUCCAACAGUGUGCUUUCUCCGACUCACCAGCAAUAGUAGCCUGAAGCUCAGCACGCGCCACUGGUGUGUUUUUUUGCUGCGGAGAUGUCAAGCACAACAGAGGGCCCCAGCGCAUGGUCACGGGAGACCGCCUAGUGCGCCAGGGAACCUCGUCAUGUGCCACCUACACCAGACGUAUAAUCGCAUCCAGUUUUUACAAGACCACUUAAAUAUUCGCACUCUGCCCGGGAGACCGUGGGGACCUGCUGAUUGGUUGCAGCAGGCUGAGAGGGAGCACGCCAUUGGCUGGAGAAGCUGAGGCGAAAUCGAGGGGUCCCCCAGGCUUCCUCUCAAGCUAGUGGUGAUGGAGAAGAUGACGCGUGUGAGCACGGCUCUGGGCGGGGCCUCAGUGGGGGGCAAGACCAUGUUCUGCCACCUGGACGCCCCCGCCAACGCCAUCAGCGUCUGUCGCGAUGCCACGCAGGUGGUGGUGGCGGGCCGCAACAUCUUCAAGAUCUAUGCCCUGGAGGAGGAGGGCUUCUCGGAGCGCCUCAACCUGCGCGUCGGCCGCAAGCCCUCUCUCAACUUCAGCUGCGCCGACGUCAUGUGGCACCAGGUGGACGAGAAUCUUCUGGCCACAGCUGCCACCAACGGGGCGGUGGUGACGUGGAACCUGGGCCGGCCGUGCCGCAACAAGCAGGAGCAGCUCUUCACCGAGCACAAGCGCACCGUCAACAAGGUCUGCUUCCACCCCACCGAGGUGCACAUGCUGCUCUCCGGCUCGCAGGACGGCUUCAUGAAGUGCUUCGACCUGCGCAAGAAGGAGUCCGUCAGCACAUUCUCAGGCCAGUCUGAGAGCGUGCGCGACGUCCAGUUCAGCAUGAAGGACUACUUCACCUUCGCGGCCUCCUUCGAGAACGGCAACGUGCAGCUGUGGGACAUCCGCCGACCCGACCGCUACGAGCGCAUGUUCACCGCACACACAGGACCUGUCUUCUGCUGCGACUGGCACCCCGACGACAGGGGCUGGCUGGCGACGGGCGGGCGCGACAAGAUGGUGAAGGUGUGGGACAUGUCCACCAACCGUGCCAAGGAGGUGUACUGCGUACAGACCAUCGCCUCGGUGGCGCGCGUGAAAUGGCGGCCGGAGCGACGGCACCACCUGGCCACCUGCUCCAUGAUGGUGGACCACAACAUCUACGUCUGGGACGUUAGACGGCCGUACAUACCCUUCGCCACGUUUGAGGAGCACAAAGAUGUAACCACAGGGAUAGUGUGGAGACACCAACAUGACCCACAGGUGCUCCUGUCCGGCUCCAAGGACAGCACGCUGUACCAACAUGCCUUCAAAGACGCCAGUCGGCCCGUGGACCGUGCCAACCCCGAGGGUCUGUGCUUUGGGCUGCUGGGCGACCUGGCGUUCGCCGCCAAGGAGAGCCUGAUGCUGGGGAGCGGGGGCGGCGCCGGCGGUGGCGCCGGGAGUGGCAGUGGAGGGGGAGUGGGCGAGGGGGCGGGCACUCGCAAACCCGGCUACCCGGGCGGAGACCGCCGAUACCCCAUCUUCUUCUUCAAGAAGCCGGACGUCACUGAGCAGUUCGCACAGGUGGCAAGCGUGCUGAGCGUGUUCGAGGCGCCCUGUGGGGGUGUGUCCUCCUCUGUCGCCGCUGCCUCUGCGGGGAGCCUGAGCCGCAUGGAUUGGUUCGUGGAGACGGCCAGACUCUACCUGCUGAGCGGGAAGCCCUUUGGAGACUUAUGCGACCACAACGCCAAGGUGGCCAAGCAGCUCAAUCGACCUCAGGUUUCCACUACUUGGACCAUGCUGCGAAUCAUGUUCUCUGAGCCUGCCAGCAACUCGACCAAUCACAAUCUUGGCAAACUGGGCACCCUGCCCCUCCUCAACAGUUUCAACAUGAAGGAGUUGAGUGCGGGUCUGAAUGAGAGGAAUAAGGAGAGCAGACAGGACAUCAUCCAUAGCCUGGAAACCAACAUCAACAGCAACGAUGUGGAUAAUGAAGAGACGGAGGGUAGUGAGGGCCAGGCUGAGUACGUGUUUGGAGACGCGGAGCUGGAUGAUGACGACCUAUACUCUAUGGAGCAUGACAACCAGACCGAGGAGCAGGAGUGCACGCUCCCCCAGGAGGCCUUCCCACUGCGCCACGAGAUCAUGGAGCAGCCCUCGGCCCCGGAGGAGGCGGCCCACGACAAGGCCGACUCGCCGCACGUGAGCGGCAGCGAGGCGGAGAGCGGCGGUGGGCCCGGCGGGGGCGGCGGCGGGGGUUCGGGGCCCUGCCUCUCGCCGUCCGAGUCCUUCUCCCUCAUCUCCGUCUCCCAGCUGCUCUUCCCGUACCACCUGCCCCCCGCCUUCUUCGGGCCCGUCGUCAAGGAGAUGCUGAGCCACUACGCCGAGCAAGGCGACGUGCAGAUGGCCGUGUCGGUGCUCAUCGUGCUGGGGGAGAGGAUACGCAAGGACAUCGACGAGCUCACACAGGAGCACUGGUACACGUCGUACAUCGACCUGCUUCAGCGCUUCGAGCUGUGGAACGUGUCUAACGAGGUGAUCAAGUUGAGUACCUGCUCGGCCAUCACCUGCCUCAACCAGACCUCCACCACGCUGCACAUCAACUGCAGCAACUGCAAGCGGCCAAUGAACAACCGCGGCUGGAUCUGCGACAGGUGUCACCAGUGUGCAAGCGUGUGUGCGGUGUGCCACCACGUGGUGCGGGGCCUGUUCGUGUGGUGCCAGGGGUGCGGGCACGGGGGCCACCUGGAACACAUGAGGAGCUGGCUACGCUCCAACACACACUGCCCCACCGGCUGCGGACACCUGUGCGAAUACACCUAACACACGUGGGCACACACGUGGACACACACGUGGACAUACACGUGGACACACACACACACACACACACACACACACACACACACACACACACACACACACACAAACAUACAAUCAUGCAUACACACACAUGGAAACAUACAUACACACCUACCGGUGUGUGUGUGUGUGUGUGUGUGUGUGUGUGUGUGUGUGUGUGUGUGUGGUGUGAAUAUGCUGUGUUGAUCAGGGGUGUGGAGUUGAUUGAUCCGUCAUGCGCUGCUGCUAAUUCUGCUGUUGCUGAUUAUUGUUACAUGUUAUAGUUUGUUUGUUUGAUUUGGGAAUAAACGCUGCUAUUCUCCAAGGACAAUAAAGGGCAACAAAUACACUCCACACACACGCACACAUUCAUUCUCUCGCACUCUCUCUUUCACACACACACACACACACACACACACACACACAAUUAAUCACGUCUUUCGCACAACACACUCUUUCCUCCAUGAUACACACAUACUACCAAACAUCACUCACAAUCAAACAUCACAUCUAUUACACGAGCAUAAAUCACACACACUCACACACUUGCCAAACACAAUCUUGUCUGACGCCAAUCACCUCAACAGAAAGGGACUAGCUCUUACCUUGUUUUAUAUAUUAUGUAUUUUUGAUUGGCAUGUUUUUUUUUUUUUACAUGCCACGUCAUUUUGUUGUGUGUCGGACUGAGACGCGUGAAGGUUGUUGGACGUGUGUAAAUAGGGGAUUUUUUUGGUCCUGUCCAACUUUUUCCUGUAUGAUGAUGAUGUUGAAUAUCAUGAAGUGUAAAAAUAAAAAUCAAGUGGAGGCUUUGUAA